Molecule: messenger RNA, 402 nt
Organism: Cavia porcellus (domestic guinea pig)
Lineage: Eukaryota; Metazoa; Chordata; Mammalia; Rodentia; Caviidae
Product: saoe class I histocompatibility antigen, A alpha chain-like
Exons: 2
Coding region: 37-387 (116 amino acids)
Biological process (GO): antigen processing and presentation of endogenous peptide antigen via MHC class Ib; immune response; antigen processing and presentation of endogenous peptide antigen via MHC class I via ER pathway, TAP-independent
Cellular component (GO): external side of plasma membrane
Molecular function (GO): signaling receptor binding; peptide antigen binding
Source: RefSeq, a predicted model, not a curated record
UCACAGAGGGAAAGGAGCUCAGUCCUCCACCCCGAGAUGACAGUGAUGGCGCCCCGAACCCUCCUCCUGCUGCUGUCGGGGGUCCUGGUCCUGACCGAGACCUGGGCGGGCUCGCACUCCCUGCGCUACUUCGACACCGCGGUGUCCCGGCCCGGACGCGGGGACUCGCGCUUCUUCACUGUGGGCUACGUGGACGACACGGAGUUCAUGCGCUUCGACGGCGACGCCGAGAGUCCCCGAUAUGAGCCGCGGGCGCCGUGGAUGGAGCGGGAGGGUCAGGAGUAUUGGGACCGACAGACACAGAGAGCCAAGGACAGCGCACAGACUUAUCGAGUGGGCCUGCGGACCCUGCUCGGCUACUACAACCAGAGUGGGGACGGUGAGUGACCCCGGCCGGGUCAG